AUGAAAAGUGCCUUCAAGGUGAUUGUGGUUGGUGGAGGGCCUGUUGGACUAAUAGCGGCACACGCACUUCAUCUUGCCAACAUCGACUUUAUUGUGCUAGAGCGUUGCCCAGCAAUCGUGGAAGACAAGGGUGCUAGCCUGGUGGUUUAUCCUCAUACUUUUCGAGUCUUGCAUCAAAUAGGCAUCCUGGAGCAGGUACUCUCGGUCGGCGGCGAGCUGAAGCAUCACCUUUCCUUUACCGCAGAUGGAACCGUCUUUAAUGAGAGUCCACGAUAUCAGAAAAUCCGUGAAUCCUAUGGUUAUGGGCCAACGGCUUUCCACCGGGCUGAAUUGAUCAAGAUAAUAUAUGACGGCCUUCCAGCAGCAGCAAAGGAGAAGGUCCUUACCAGCAAAAGUGUGCAAAACAUUGAGGCAAAUGACACCGGAGUCAAAGUCACCUGCAAUGAUGGUACCUCAUAUCCUGGAUCCAUCGUUAUCGGUGCCGAUGGCGUACAUAGCAAGACACGCCGGAUAAUGCGCGAGAUCGCACUGAAAGAAGACCCGUUACGGCCUUGGGAUCCGGAAAAACCGUUUAUAUCAACAUUCAGAAUCCUGUUUGGGGGAUUCCCAGCUCCAUCAGAAUCGGGUCUCGGAUAUGAUGUUCAAAGUCAGAACAAGGCGAUCAUGUAUUUGAGCGGACCGAAGCUUGCUUGGUUCUUCCUUUAUGAGAAGCUACCUCAGCCCACGAGAGAACGCGUGGACUAUUCAGAGAAAGAGGUUGAAGAGCUUGGUCAAGAAUUUUCUGAGUUUCCGUUGACCCAAACUGUGAAAGUCAAGGACGUGUGGCCUAAAAUGAUAGGCAAAGGAAUGACGGAUAUGCAAGAAGGAAUUGUACAGCACUGGAGUUUGGGGAGAAUUGUACUUGUGGGAGACGCUUGUCAUAAAUUUACAACGCAUCUGGGUCAGGGAUUCAAUAAUGGAGUGCAGGACGUCGUGGUUCUAUGUAAUGGCAUUCAAAAAGCUGUGAAAGACUCCACGGACAAUAACCCUGACUUCUCGACUCUGACCAAAGUGUUUGAGAACUAUGUAUCUUUGAGAAAGAGUUCUGCUAGUUCUCUCUUUGCUGACUUGGCGCAUUCAAGAAUGGAAACUCGGAUGCAUACUUGGAGCAACCCUUCCUAUUGGCUUAUAUCGCGGUACUUGACGCUUUCUCCGUGGGUUGACAAUUUGCUGUUCCAGAGGGCAAUAGGUUCUGAAUUAUUGAAGGGGAAAAUAUUGGAAUAUGUGGGAAAGAAUGAGCCGAUCCAAGGAAAAAUUGGCUGGCUUCAUCCAAUGAGUCGUUCAAGAGAGAAUAGUCAUUGA
This is a messenger RNA of Penicillium malachiteum, 1341 nucleotides long. RefSeq names its product FAD-dependent oxidoreductase. Gene Ontology annotation, molecular function: FAD binding. The transcript has 2 exons. The coding region runs from base 1 to 1341 and encodes 446 amino acids. The record is from RefSeq and is a predicted model, not a curated record. Lineage: Eukaryota; Fungi; Ascomycota; Eurotiomycetes; Eurotiales; Aspergillaceae.